Molecule: messenger RNA, 10184 nt
Organism: Homalodisca vitripennis (glassy-winged sharpshooter)
Lineage: Eukaryota; Metazoa; Arthropoda; Insecta; Hemiptera; Cicadellidae
Gene: PIG-O
Product: GPI ethanolamine phosphate transferase 3
Exons: 5
Coding region: 300-3482 (1060 amino acids)
Biological process (GO): GPI anchor biosynthetic process
Cellular component (GO): endoplasmic reticulum membrane
Molecular function (GO): mannose-ethanolamine phosphotransferase activity
Source: RefSeq, a predicted model, not a curated record
CAGUAGAAUCAGUUUUGUUAUCGGGCUUACUGGUCAUGCUCCAAUAUACCGACCACUUAAUCAGAUAUUUGGUAAUCUUUGCUCUAGCAGAAAGUAAUAAGAGCGUACCUGUGUUUGGUGGUCAUUGGUCAUUACUGUACAGUAGGCUGACAAUUCUGUGAUGUUUGUAGGUAGGGUGUACUAGAAAUUUGAUAAAAUGUUAUAAAAAUAAUGUAAUAUAUAUAUUUCCAAAGUUGUGUGUGUCAAAUAUCCUGUUAAAAUUGAUUUUUCCUAAACAUUCUCAUUAAUUUAAAUUCAUCAUGCAGUUGGUGAAGUAUUUUCUGUUCUUGUUUUGGUUAGGUUGCAUGUUAAUUUGUGGUAUGUUCUUGUUUACAAGAGGAUUUCUAUUAAAUAGAGAAGUAUUGCAUUUUCAGUCAUCUUGCAAAUCACUUUCAAGUCUUGGAUUUUGUGAUAUAAUGUUUAAUUCCAGAAGUGAUAUUAAUGGUGAGCAAAUCCUAGAAUGUACUGAAGAAAAUGUUGUUUCGAAGCAGUUAAACAACAAACUAGACAGUUCUCAAUAUUGUUUUAAAAAUAAUAUGAAAGUAGUUUUAAUCUUAAUUGAUGCUUUAAGGUAUGACUUUGCUCAUUACAAUGAAAACCUUACAGAGAGUGAAACUCCUCCUUUUAAAAACAAACUGAAGGUAAUAAAUGAACUCUUGACUAAUAAUCCAGGGCAUGCAAGAUUGUUCAAGUUUAUAGCAGAUCCACCAACAACAACAAUGCAGCGUCUAAAUGGACUAACAACAGGGAGUUUACCUACUUUUAUUGAUGUUGGUUCUAACUUUGAUACUUCAGAAAUAAACGAAGAUAAUUUAAUUGAUCAGAUUAUAAAAUCAAAGAAGAACAUCACUUUCAUGGGUGAUGAAUCAUUGACUUUCAUGUAUCCUGGAAGAUUCAAACGUGACUUCCCUUAUCCUUCUUUCAAUGUUUGGGAUCUUGAUUCAGUGGACAUUAAUGUGAAAGCAAAACUCGUCCCAGAAAUGAAAAAUGAAGAUUGGGACUUAAUAAUAGCCCAUUUUCUUGGUGUUGAUCACUGUGGACACCGUUAUGGCCCCUAUCAUAGUGAAAUGACCAGGAAGUUGAUAGAAAUGGAUGAAGUUAUCAGUGAUGUUGUAAGUGAAAUGGACAAUAACACCAUCCUUUUUGUUAUCGGAGACCAUGGAAUGACUGGGGCAGGUGAUCAUGGGGGCGACAGUGAGGAAGAAGUGACAAGUGCCAUGUUCGUCUACUCUCACAGACCGUUAAUAAUGAAUGUCAAACCAGUGGAGGAAGUGAAGCAAGUUGACUUAGUGCCCACUCUAGCCUCCAUACUGGGUGUAGCCAUUCCGUUCUCAAACGUGGGAAGUGUUGUCAUAAACGCAUUGCCCUCAUUUUCUGCAGAACCGAAUUUGGCGAGCAAUUGGGAAUAUGUGAUUACUGCUCUAUGGACCAAUAUAAAACAGAUAACAUUAUAUAUUCAAGAAUAUGCCAAAACCAAGGAACAGUUUUCCACAGAGAGAUUGGUCGGGAUAAAUAAUGAUUUUCAGAAACUAAGAAUGCAAGUUGAAAGUAUCGGGAGCGAAGAAGAACUUUUGUUGUUCAUCGAGGACUCAACAAAUUUCAUGCACGGUGUUCGUGAAAUGUGUGCUGAAGUUUGGGCUCAGUUUGACUCUUAUGCGAUGUCAAGAGGAUUAGUGUUAUAUUUUUUACUCCUUGCUUUAGCUUUCAUUGUGAUUGAAGGUAUCCCAAUCGGAUAUCUUGAUGCAGUUAUUGACAGUAUUUUUCUUCAUCUUGCGUAUGGAUCAGUACUUACAAGUUUACUUGUUCUCGGGGCUUUGAAGUACAUUGAAUUUUUGCCCGACAUUGAACAGCUUUUUUAUUUUUGUGCUUGCACUAUUUCUAUAAUUUUUUUGGCUGUAAUAGUGAUUCUAAACUGGAGUACUAUAUCUGCACAUUGGUACGAGUUGAGUAAAUCUUCAAAUUCCGUUAGUGUGAUUUGCAGACUGAUCACUUUAUUUAGUGUUGUCGGUCUGUUUUCAAAUAGUUUCAUCAUAAAUGAGUCUUAUACUUGUUCUUUCCUAAUUACCUCUCUAGUAUUUGUCUCAGUAUUGGAUGUAAAGGGUGAAAUUCCAAAAAAAGUGACCAAAGCAUUUGAAUUGACAUCAAGUGUAAAAUCUUUUUUAUACUCAUUAAGAGGUAAACUGUUAUUGUUACUGUUUGUUUUAUUUAUACUGAUAAGAUUUUCCUUAGUGUAUAUAAACUGCCGAGUAGAACAAAAUUGUGUAAUUGAGAAACCGGUUUUGUCAGAUUCGUCGAGGUGCCUGUUAACCGUCGUGUUGAUUGCAGUGUUCAUCACUGCUGCACGUCUUUACCUUCGCAGUUCUGGAAACCUGGUGGGAUUCUCUCCCACAGUGUUUGUAUCUCGAUAUGCACCCACUGCCAUCGUAAUAGCUACCAGUGGAUUUUGGAUUUUACAAUCACUGCCACGGAAAACUCAAUACAAGUUAUUCGAGCCUUGGCAGCUACAGAUUUUGCCGAGAACUGCUAUGUGCCUCUUACUGGUAGGGUUUUUGACCCUGUUCAUCCGUCCUUUAAGUGUUUACCAUGUGAGCCGCAGAAGUGAUAGCAUGAUACCUUAUGACAAUAUAAUCCCUGCACUAUUCAACCAACUGAAGGAAGUGAUGCUAAAACGGACAGGAAGUGAUGUGAAGGGCUACCCGGUCGUGUUUGGACUUGCCACCGCGUACAGUGCCACGUUUGUCAACAUGUCGGUGUUCCUGACGCUACUGGUGGUGCUACUCCUUGGCAGUGAGCAGGCUCUGGCCGCUGUUCUGCUCACCCUCUCUCUCUGGGUUCUGGCAACAGUCUCUUCAAUAUCUCGCCGAAACAAAGGCGAGUUGGAUGAGGUGCCUUGGUGGAAUGUAGUGGCGUGGGGGCUCUCCUGUCUACACUUCUUCUACGCCACAGGUCACCAAGCCUCCUUCUCUACCAUCGACUGGAAGACGGCGUUCCUGCUGUCAUCAGGAUCCUCACUGACAUCAUACGUAAUACCGGCCACUCUGGUGGUCGCUAAUGUGUUCUCAUCACACCUGCUGCAUGCCAUGCUGUUACCCCUUCUGCUCGUCGUACCACAUACGCUUGCCAGCCUCUCCCCUCGGCUGGCCCCCACGCGGGAUGCUCGACGUGCCGAGCUUGAGCUGUUCGAGCGAGACCGUCAGCUAUACUGUGCUGCCUUCAAACUUGCCCUGCAAUACCUUCUGUUCUUUGGUCAGAGGGUAUUUGGGUGCAUGUUGUCUGCUUCUAUACAUGCUAGACACCUUAUGGUAUGGAGCAUAUUUGCACCAAAGCUGAUUUUCGAGGGGAUUGCAUUCAUCGUGACACUGCCUUCUAUGAUGAUAGGCCUCUUUCUGCUACAACGAAUCACCAGUCGACUGGAUUGCCUACUGCGUGAUAUACAGCGGUGAUGCUAACUACCGCUGUGUUGUAUAGUAGCUAAGUUGUUUUAAUGCUGCCUCCUACUCAAAAGUUAGAUUAAGGGGUUGAUGUGCAGAUACUAGGUUUUAGUCAGAUGUAGGUCAAGUAAACAAAAUCCAUUUAAGUUGUGUAUCUACAUCAAAUUUGUCAGUAAAAUUUUAAGUGGUUUUCAUCUAAGUAAAGAAUGUUUUUUAUAGUAAAGUAUGCACAAUAUUGUAUCUCUUUUUGUAAUUUUGAUAACAAGUUACAUGAAAAUUUCAAAUUAGAUAUAUUUGUGCUAUUUUAGGAAACAUAAUAAGUGUCGCCUAAUAUAUUGAACAAUUAUUAAAAAGAUAAAAGACAACUAAUGUUAUUUUGUGUGUUCCAUUAUAUAUUAUUUAUUGUGUUGCAGCAGCUUGAUAAAGAAUUUUAUCAUAACUUGAAGGACUGUUCCUUUUGGAAUUCAAAAAAACAUUUAAUUAUAUACAGAAUAAAACUACACCUUUGUUUAGUUUGAUAAUUCUUAAUUUAGGAUUAACACGAUUAUUAGAUAUAUUUUCACUGAGAAGCAAUAGGUCAGGUGGAAAGUUUUCUGGUGUUUUUGAAAAUUUAACACGUUACAAGAAGAAUUUAUUGAGCCUCAAUUUUUGACGUCUACUGACAGAAAAUUCCCUCUUGCGCAUUUGAAGAAUUUAUUCUGCAUGUUUUGUUGAAAAAGGUUGUAAAGCUGACCAUUUAGCAUCGAUAUUUUUUCAGUGUUACUAUUAUUAAAUACAUUCAAUUAUAAUUUUGAUUUUAAAAUAUAACAAAAAAAUGUAUAGACAUUAGGUUUGCAUCAAAAUCUUUGAUUUUAUAUCUCCUUGCUACAAAAUAAUUAAAAUAUCACAAAAUGGAAGUUUCAAUUCUUUUUAAUGAGUUGGUGAUGCCCAUCUUUGGGAAGGGGCCUGAAAAAUUUAAUAUGUCAAAGGUAGAAACUUUUGACAAAAAAAUAUCCUCUAAAUUUCAUUUUGGAUCUGUAACCAUUAAAUAUUGAGCAGGAGGGAUUUUAUUACAAUUCUGUAAAAAUACUCAUAUACCCAGAUAUUUAAAAACAAUUGGCUGCUUAUAGUACACAAUGCAUUUGAACGUAGGAGAAUUACACAAAAUGUCAUUUCAGAAUGUGUACCGUGUAUAGUAUGUAAUUAAUAAAUUGAAAAAUUGUAAACGUGAAAAUGUUCUUACCGAUGGGGCAACCUGGAAAUUGGUUCGUAGUGUUACUGAUUUCUUGUUUCACUGAAUGAUGAAAAAUGUCUGGAAAAUCCUAUUUUCUUCACAAUCCUUCCAUUUUUAGAAACAAAGAAGUUAAUUUAAGUUUCAUAUUUUGGUUCCAUUGAAAACUGUCCAAAUCUAAAAUAAGAAUAUAUAUAUAUAUAUAUAUAUAUAUAUAUAUAUAUAUAUAUAUGUAUAAGUCAUUGAAUUAUCAAACUUAGAUGAUUUCAUUAAUUCGACCAGUCCAUUAUCGUACUACAGGGCUAUGGGGUCCAGAUUUGGCAUUUUCUCAUUUUGAAAAUUAAGUAUGUAUUGUCAACUGAAAUAAAGUUCUUGGUGUCUAAAUUAGACAUAACAUUUCCAAUUUUAUUAAUUAAUAACUUUAAUUAGACAUAAUUUUAAUCAUGUAUAUUUUAACUAUUUGAAAAAUAAAUUGAGACUAAAUUAUGAUUUGAAUACAAAUUUAAAAAAUUAUGCUAAUUAAUUAUAGUCUCUAUGCAAUCAUAAUUAGUUUUUUUUUUUAAUUUUGUUAUACGUUUGACUACUAAUAUAACUUUGGAAUGUUUAUCAAUGUUGAUGGUUUUUUAGUAACAAUCAUGUAGUGUAGGCAGCAAUUUUCCAAUGCGAAGUAUUUUAUAAAAACAUUGUGUGUGUAGAUUUGUUGACCAUUGUUUUGUAUUAAUUUUAAAUAUUUACUAUGUAAAUAUCGCCUGAUAAAAGUAGUGUAUUAUAAAUAAGGUUAAACUUAGUGAUGGCAGUUUGCCAUACCUCACUGCCACUGUAUUACUACUUUUGUAUAGUUUAGUUAGUUAUGGAACAAUGAAUAGUUUAGUUGGUCAACUGAAAAAGCUAUUAACAUGUUACUAUAAUUAAUUGUGGUGAGUAUAUUGGCGGUUGGUAAAAUACACCGUUGCCAUGUCUGUUGUACAGCUCUAGUGAUUGUGUGUAUAUAGUAUAUAGCAAAUGUAUAUAUAAAACAUUUGCUGCUGGUGCGUCACUGGAGAACCCAAGGUGACAUAACGGCAGUUGUGUGGAUCGUCAUAAGGGGGCGGGGCAGUGCAAUACAUAUUGCUUCAAUCACUGUUAGAGUGAGUCAAGAGCCUGUCGUGUGUAAGAUUAGUCUCGUAGUGUGCCUUCUGCACUCUGCAAUAUUGGUUUGUGGUUUUACAUCUUAGACUAUAAUGGGUAAUUGGUGACGUUUAAUGUAAACUUGUACUGAUGUUUCAUUUACCAUACUUUCAUUUUCUCAAUAACUGUUUUUGGUUGUUUUUUUAGUCGCCACACUAUAGCAGUAAAUUUUUACAUAUUUUUAAAAGUGUGUUUUAUAUUUUUUAUGUGAUGUUUUUGAAAAAAAAUGAGCUCAGUAUAAUGUGAGAUCAUGAGUUAUCGGUGACCAUCUAUUUCUUUGCCAGAUUCCUAGUCAUUAAAUCCAUAUAUUAUAUUAUUGGUAAUUACGAAAGCAAAGGAUUGAUGUAAGAUGAGUAUUAGGAACUCUCAUAUAGUGUUCACAGUAGAUAGGUCAACUUAAUUUCAUAUUAUCUAAAGGAUUGUACAGUAUACUCUAUCAUUAAUGGGCUAACACCAUCAUAUUUCUUGUCUCAUAUGCCUGUAACAUAACAUUUUUACUUUUUUCUUUGUUUCGACCAUUUCUCUGCAGUAUAGCAUAGUGAACAGAAGUAACUUUGCUGGGCAAAAUUUUAACUUGUACUAUCUGUAAUUUAUACUAUCAUCACCAAUUCACUAGUUCUGUCAUUUACCCAAAUUUUAUUUUAUGUUAUUCUGUUGAAAAUGUAUCUGUAGUUAGUGGAUUAGUCUUACAAAUGUUUUAGAGGACAUAAGCAACAGAGUGAGUUCAGAUGGUUUGCUGUCCCUCUCCGGAGUAGGAGAGAAAAAGAGUGCAUGGCAAAGGUGAAUUUAGAAAAAACUACUUGAUACCAGCUGCCAGUGGUCUGGUCAUAACCUAAGUUUUCAUACAUUGUUUAAGAAUGUAUAAUAAUGUUUGUUAGUUUCAGGAAUGUACAAAUGUUGGUUUAAAUUAAUAUAAAAUAUUUGUUAAGUUUGUGUCACAAAUUUUGUAGUUAACUUUUGAUAUUUGUCAUUUAAAUCAUUAAUUAUAUUUUUAAGCGUUAAAUAUUUAUCAUUUAAAACCGUUAAUUCUUAUGUACAGUGUCAGUAGUAUCGGAGCCAAACUCUAAUUAAAUACUAUAUCAAUUCCUCAUGUAUAAAAGUAAGAAUCUGCAUAUCAAUACAGGGUCUAAAAAUGAAUUUUGUAUACUAUAAUUAAACCCCACUUGAGGCAGGUAAUUUUGUUUUCCUCACAAUUGCUAAUGAAUUCAUGAACCAGACUGAACUUUCAUACAAAUAUUGAUAUGACUUAUCAAAAUGAUGUGUGCAAAAAAUAUAUAAUGAACUGAAUAAAAGAACAAUAAUGUGAGAAUGUUUAUGUUGAUCUGUCAUACAUAGUAAAAAAACUAUUAGAGUUUUGCAGUUGUACGGGUAGUGGUGAUGAGUUGUGGGUUAUUUUACUAUGAUUCCUAAACAAAAUGUCAAAAUGAAUAGUGGCACACUCCCUAAUCUCCUUGACUAAGAAAAGCUGAGAUUAGCUUUUUUAAAAACUAAAAAAAUCAACACAUAACGUAGCCGUGGUGGAAAAGGUUUAUUCAAUGUGAAUGUUGAGUUUAGCUCCACUUUACCUUUCUCUUAGUGCAAACGUCUAAAAUGUGACACUGUCGCUUGACUCUGAAAAUCUGCAGUCUACAUCUGUCUGAAGACAUCAAGACACUCAAAACUGAGCUAAACUCAACAAUCGCAAAAAAUAUCAAGUCCUUUUUUCUAAGGAGAAAUUAUUUAUAGAAGUCUUUUCUCCAGCAUAAACUCUAAACUACAUUUUGUAUGAAGAAGUCAUUGAAAGGCUUAUCUUUGCAUCAGACAUUACAGACAAUCUGAUGCUCCGAGAUGACAAUGACAAGGCCUCUCUAUUAACAACUUUCUAAAAAUAAAAGAUACUUCCCUUAUUCCUCCCUCCCCCCAAAACCAUCUGAUUUUAGUCCGGGUGACUUCUUUGUGUUCUCCAAGAUCCAAAGUUGUUUUAAGAGACACCAUCUUGGUAUUACUAUUGAUAGUAUUCAAAAGAAUAUAACAGAGGAGCUGAUAACAUUCCAGUUGUAAUUUACUAGCACUGCUAUACAUAGUGGAAUCAACACAUCUGUCAGUGCUUAAGAGAAGGGGAUUAAAAUUAACUGUUAUUUCAUGAUUUUUGCAAUGUGCAGAAUUUUACUUUUAUAAGUUUAGCCAUAGCAUAAAUAAGGACACCACUGUUGGCGGUCCUGGAACAACCAUGUAUGUGAUAUGAUUAGAGCAGAAUUUAUAUUAAUUUUUCUGUCCAUUAAAAUUUUCUUUAAAAAGUCUGCUUUUUAAAUAUUGCAAAAAUAAACAUGUUACUUUUAAUGCAUGACCUUACUGGAAAAAAUAAAAAAUGUGUGAAAUGUUGUGAAUCAAGGCUGACAAAAAACUCUUAGAUAAUAUGGAAUAAAAUAUUGGUUAUUAAAUGGGCCUAAAAAGGUAUGGAAUUGGUUUGUGAUAUUGAUUAAAAAUGUUUAAUUAAAAUUCAGCAUAAACAAUACAUAAGGGAGUAUAAAGCAUUACCUAAAUACAUAGCUAAAUAUUUUGGUAUCUUCCAAAUCAUCACUAAAAUUAAGCACAAAUAGUAUAUUGAAUGUUGCAGAAUAUUACAUACAGGUACUCUUGCUUUUUUUAUACCUGGAAUAGUUACAUAUGAUUAGAAAUGGGCUGUGUGGUGAGUGGAUGAAAUAAUGUAAAUAUUGAGUUAGCUCCAGUUCACCUUGCUCUUAGUGCAGUAUCUGGAAUCUGGGACGCUGUCACAGAUCUCAAAACUGCUAGAAUCUGUAGUCAUAUUCUUCAGAAGAGAUCUAAAAAAAAAUAUAUGAUGAAAAGCUUAAAAUGAACUCUAGAUCGUUUUGACAUCAAAGACACCUAAGCUAUAAAAUGUAAUGUAAUCUGAACUGGAGCUAAAUUUAAAAUUCACAUUGAAUCAACCAUUCCCACCAUAGCUAUUUGAAUAAACAGAACCGCCAGCCUAGCCUAAUGUGUUAACUCUGAGUUUAUUGAUGAUUUAAGACAGUGGGCACUUGCUCUCUGCAGCUGUUUGUGCUAUAUUUACUAUAAUAAAUUCGAACAUUUUCAGUUUGCUUGGUACAGCUGUUUGGUCAGCAGUAUAAAUAAUAUCAAUUUUUAGUCUAUUUAGUUAUUAAUAUUCUAAUUUGAUAAGUAUGAUUAGAGAUUUUAUUAUUUUGCUAUUUACAUGAGAAAUUCAUUUAAGAAAGUAUUAUGUACAAAUACAAAUAAUUAUUCUUAGUUUAUGUGUAUCUUUAUAAUCAGUACACUCUAGUCAUUUAUUUAGUCAUAUUAUAAAUUGAUGUCAAUUUCAAAUUUAAGUAUGUCCAAUCUUCAAACUAAAUACAGUAUAUGUUACAUAGUCCAGCAAAGCUUAUUUAAACCCAUAAGGCGAGUUACAGCUGAAAUGCCAGGUUGAAACUUUAUUUUAAGUAAUGGUACGAACCUCUUGUGAUUAAAUGUUAUGAUAGGUAUUUAAGUUCAAGUAAUGGUUUUUUCACGGUUUCCAAAAUAUUUCCCUUAUAAAACAGUUUCUCUUGGAUUUAAUAUUUCUAUAUUACAGGAUUCCUUAUUGUUGUUGUUAUUAUUAUUGUUAUUCAUACUGGCUUCAGUUUCUUACGCACAGUAUGAUAUUAUAUGUUAGUAACCUUAUUAAUUUUUUCCUUAAUGAUGUUUAAAAAGUUUGCAAAAUAAAAUUACUUGUAUGAUUGUUACAUUUGUUACUAUUAUUCCAGUACUACUAGAAAAUGGAUAAUGGUACCAAAGGGCUCAGAAGUUACCUAUGUCUAUAGUAGAGAAACUGUAAAUAUAAAAUCGUGUGAACACUGACCUGUCAUUGUUUUUGUAUUACAGAAGAGUGACAAUCAGAUAUUUUGGACGGUUUUGUUUAGCGUUACAGUUAACUUUGUUCCUGUUCUAUAGAUUGUUCAAAUGGCAUUUUGGGAUAACUUUUGCACAAUUACUACAAAGGCCUCUGGACUAAAAAUAGAUAUUUAUUUACGUGUAUAUUAUAUUAUUUAACUACUAAUUAGUCAUGUGAAUAGCUUUAACAAUUUAGAGUAUGUUUAGUGAUGUUACAUUUUUGCAGUGUUGUUAUAAAAUUACAUUAUACUGCGUUAAAGGCACAGUGAUGUGACAUAGUCAUCUAUAACAGUUGAUUUGAAGUUAUGUGUCGCUUUUGUUAUCAAUGUUUUAUCAACAUUGCAUCGUUGCAGGUUAUUUUUCUUAUCCAUUUUGACUUGAUCCUAACCUGGCCACGUGCUCUCAAGUAAUGUGUUGAAAUUAUUCAGAUGUUUAGCACAAAUUUGAUGUGCAAUAAAAUAUUGGUUUUA